This is a messenger RNA of Porites evermanni, 8721 nucleotides long. NCBI's taxonomy places the organism in Eukaryota, Metazoa, Cnidaria, Anthozoa, Scleractinia, Poritidae. The record is from the annotation of a GenBank genome assembly.
AUGGUGGAAAUCUGGCCUCUUUCCGUGUUUUAUCGAGCGUAUUUUGGGACUAUGAAGUUUAAAGAACGAUUCGCGUUUUGUAUGUGUUUAGUUUGUCUUGUUGUGCCUUUUCUAUGGCUGCGAUGGCAGAUCUCGGAUGAGAAUAAACACCCGCUUAUUCUCUCUGUAAGCGAUACACAAUCUCUUAUGGACGAAAUGGACUUUAAUAGAGUGGAUCAUACACAUCGAAAACAGCGAUCGAACGAGCAAAUGCUUAUGUCGCGUUCAGAAAGAAAAGAUCAUGUAAAGCCAAGCGUAUCUAUAUCUUUGGAGAACAGAGAGGAAAAGUAUGUAGGCGACGUGGACGCCGAACAAGGAAAGAAAUUAAAGCGACAGGACGCUAUUAAUGACGUAGAUUAUGAAUACGAUGAUCCGUGGACUAUAUGGAAAGACAUGGUGAAAUCUCGUCAAAUCACCUCAAAUAAUGAUAGUGACUCGAUAAAUAUGAUAUUAGAGGCAAUGAUUUACAAACCCAUAGUGGCAGCCGGGGUGGGGCAUGGGGGAACACAAUUAAAGGCUUCCUUAAUCCUUGAAGGAAAUCAGAGGGUUGUCUUCAAGCCUAUGCGGUGAGUCUGCUCUAUUCAAAGUUCUUAUAGUUUUACCAUAAGUGCUUGAAAUAGUGUUCAGCUACAAAAAAAUGUCCUCUACAAAUCACUUACCCAAGCUCAAAAUAUGAGUGUUGGCACUGUGGUGUUAGGCCCGGUUCAGACGCCGAUCUUUUCGUGAGCCAAACCUAAUACGUUGAAUUAAGUACAUGAAAAGUUUGGCGUCUGAAUCAAUUAGAAACGCCUAUUUCAAUUUGGAAUUGCUCAGCUGUUCUUUUCACCCAGCCUGGCCAGGAAUUUCACCUUUGGAGCGACUUUAGAACGGCUUUGAUUCAGAUGCCCAACUUUUCAUAUACCAAACCUAAUGCAUAAAUUAUUAUAACAUAUUUUGUAAGAAGUUUGACCAAAAUGAGCAUUUUUUUCCUUUUGAAUUUAGUUUGGCUGGAAUUAAGAUCGGCGUCUGAAUCAAUUCAACCGGUCUAAAUAAUCUGGGUUGGCCUUAAUUCAAAUUAGGUUCGGCUCAUGAAAAGUUCGGCGUCUGAACCGGACCUUAGCCUUCAAAAAAAUGAGGAUUCCACAGACCAACUUUGGGACCAUACAGGAAAGAAGAUCACAGUCCCUUAUAUAUCUUUUAUGUUUUCAUUACUUUUUUAAGAAAAUCUCCAUUAUGUUUGUGGGUUACAGAAACAAUCAUUUUUUACCAUACAAAUCAUUGUACUUGUGUUAGUGUUAAAAGGAUAACCAACCAACACAAUAUUGUUUUCAACAGGUAUUCUAGAGAUUAUGUAAUAGAAGGGCCUCCAUACAAAGGUUUUGACAGACACAAUGGAGAAAUAGCAGCAUUCCAUUUAGACAGGUACUGGAAUAUGAAACUGGAAUAUGAAACCUGAUCUGCUUUCUUUAUUUCUUCAUGCACAAUGCCAAGCAGUGCCAGUGCAUUGGGUAGGAAUGCCCCGAAAAUUUGUGUUGGAGCUCCCCCAGGCAUUAAGAAGUCCAUUUUUUACCUUCAGGCUAUGUAACUAAUUUUGCAGAGCAAAGUAGAUCUAUCUAAUAAUCCAGUGCACCAAAAGUCAAAUAUUUUUCCUGUUUUGUUGUUAACCCUCCAUCUACUACUACUACAUCUACAUCUAAAUUAUUUAAUUUCUUAAAUGGCCAAAUCCAAAUCCAAAAUCUCCAAAUCUCGGAUUGACAAUUUGCUUUUCAACUAGAAAAUCAAUGUGGAAAAGUUUCAAAAUUUCCAUUUUUCAACCCUCCUGUCACAUCAAUUCCUGUGCUAACUUUUGGACUUUGAGCUGUCAUUGCAGUGCAAAGAACUCAGAAAUCCUUGUUCUAAACCCCCUACCUCUUUACCAGUGUUUAUAAGUACACACCAUGAUUGGCCUGUUAAAAAUCCCAUUUCUGGUUUGCCAAUCUGGUGAAAGGGAAAAAUGAUAUGCACUUCCAGUGAUUUGUUGAGUCUGUUAGGGGCCCAGAACAAGGAUCUUGGUGCUGCUUCACAGGUGUUAUUAACUGGUGUUAGAUUGCAUCUGCGACACAGGCUAUGUGGGUUGCUGGUAACUUUCUUAUCACUAAACAGUUCUCGUCUGCUUUUGAUAUCAGGGUAUUCAUGUAAGGAAAUGUUUUUUGCAGAAUUUUAGGAUUCUACAGAGCUCCCCCCGUAGCUGGAAGAAGGGUCAACUUAGAAGAAGAGAUAGAACCGAUUGGAGAGAAGAGACUUAUGGAUACCUUCUUCAAGGAAGGCAUGAAAAAUUAUUGCAUAAAUAGUGUGUUAUGUUGACCAGACAUCUGAAUUAAAUGGAGUGUUAAAUGUUUGUAGGUAAAAACACUUGCUUCUAUGGGGUAUGUUAUUACUGUAAGAAAGCUGAAGCUGCAUGUGCCAAUGGUACAGUCAUGGAAGGCUCUGUGACGCUGUGGCUUCCAGCAGGAUGGCCCCUCAAGAACUGGAGACAUCCGUGGCAGAGGACAUACCGAGAUGAUAGAAAGGCAUUGUAAGUAGGACUUCUUAUAUUUACAUUAGCUCUGUUUAAGUUUGUAAUCUUUUCAUUGGUGGGACAAUCUGUGUUGAUACAUGUUCAGUUUAAAGUCAAUCUGUUUGAAAUGAUAAGAGAAAUUUACUUCCCAGAGGUGGCUCAAUGUUUGUUGGUGAAUAAUUACUUAAAAGACAGGGCCCAGUUGUUUGAAGGCCCUUUCUUUUUCCUUUGUUCAGAUUUAUAUUUUCAGAUAAUUUCUCUUUUCUUUUUAGAGCAUCCAAUCAUCAAAUUAUUAAUAAAAGAAAUACACUGCAUUUGCUUUAAAUUUUGCACUAACCUUGGGUACUAUAUAUCAUAACCCAGUUUUGAACAACCUGACUGGUGGUUUUAUUUAUUGACCAUUUAAGUCUGUGUGUGUAUCACCCACAAAAUGCCAAUUUAGUCAUCUUAAUGUCACAUUUUGUGUAGAUAAGCACAUGGGAUGUCCGGGGGUCAUUCCACUAUAACUGGUCAUCUUGAGGCUGAGGGAAUCAAAAGGCCUAUCUGACUAAUCAAAGUGAUGACCAUUGAAUACCCUUGAUCAAUAUCCUUUAUUUAUCACAAUUGUUUGUGUGAGUAACUCAGCACAAAGAAAGGCUUUUGUUGAGGUGAUACCUGAACGAUACCUUGCAAGAAUUGCCCUAUUUUCUGUGGCAGGUGCUGGUUAAUUUUUUUUGCUUGGGUUUUAUAUGGUGCACAAGGGGAAUACACAAAGGGGAGAGGAGGCCUCCUCUCCUUUUCUCUACUCAUGGGCAUGCACAUUCUGGAAAUUUAUCCCUUCGCCCUAACAAAAUAGCUACUGCAUUAACAUUAAUUUUGCCAAACCAAAAAAUCCUCAGAUAAAUUAUUCCGUUUGCAUGAAUUCGAUCAGUUAAACACAGGAUGAGAUGAAGAACUAAACAAAAAAUAAUAAUAAUCUAUCGAAUCAGUGUAUUCAUAAUAAUAUUUUUCCCCUUUUAAUUUUCAAGGAAUGAAAAACAAUUUGAGGACAGAUGAAAUUGAUUGCAGCUGUUCAAUCUUCUAUAUUCAUAGCAUAAGUAAAACGUUUUGGAUGAAAUUGAUUUCCAUUUCAAUAUUAUGGGAUGCUCUUCUUGCAGCCCCAUAAUACCAGGCUAUGAAUUUGAAUAAUUUCCCACUCCUCUUGGCUCCGGAGAUACUGGAAUGUUUAUUGAUCAAAUAUUGAUUUAUAUAGACAUAGAAUUAAACCUCUCUUCUCAUUUAGCAUUCCAAGCCUUCUGGAUUGAAAUUUCUUUUAUUUUUAAGAAAAAUGGAAUAUUUGGUGUCGACUUAUAGACAACACAAUUCCAAAGUUAUUUUGAAGAAACUAUAGAGAAAUUAACUUCAUCUGGAAAGUGCAAUAGCUCUCACAUUAUGGGAUAUUAUUACGAUUUCUUAAUAGUUUCUCUCUAAAGCUGUUUAUAUCUCAUUCCUUACUAUUGAUAAACCAAAUGACGUUCAUAAUACCUCGGUCAUUCUUGUCGACAACAUUUUUGUUAACAAUUCUGUACGAGUCAAAAUUAGUGGAAACUUGGGAAAGACCUACGAAGAUUCAUAAAAAUAAUGUCCGCGAUUUUUCGCGGACCAUUUUAAUUGUGACCUCUCCCAAAUUGAGUGGAGUUAACAUUCCUUACAAUGAUGCAUUUGAUGAAAUUGAUAAGAUGUUGUCCUCUCUUUACAAGGAGUUCAACAAAAUUGUUGAACAAGCAUGUACCUAUGGAAACCGGUUUCUAUACAGCAACGCGGAGCUAAAAAAAACUGAGAUAAUUAUAGCAAUCAGAACUUAAAUAACUUUGAUUAAAGUUUAAAAAGGCUACAUCUAUCUGGCGAUGACACCAAAUAUAAUUUUUACAGAAAUAAUAUCUGCAGCUCAACACUUUGUAUGAGAAAAAACUGUUUUUCUUUCUGAUCAGUACUUCAACGGGAAUGGAAACAACAUGAAAAGACUUGGAAAGGAAUACAUAAAUUAUGAAAUCGUUAAAACGAAAAAGUCUAAAUCAAUUAAUUACAGUGCUAAUAAGGUCGGAUUACAAAAACUAAGUCAGUCAUGACCUGACCCUGACCAUGACCUAAUAUCCUCAAUGACCACUUUACAGCAGUAGAGCAAAGAUUAGCAAGAGCUAGACCCUCAGCACGGACUUGCUUCACCGAUUUCCUUAGCAAUGCUAAACCAUCCGACUCCUCUUUUAAUUUCGUCUUUUAACCUAUCGUGUUAAGUGAAAUUCGGUUAGAAAUGUUAUAUACCGGUAUUCCAAAUUAUAAUUUACAUGGCCUGCAGUACUCCUAUCCCGCACCAAUAUCAAAGUGUGCAAAAUCAUACUCAUUUUAAAAGCACUGCGAAGAAAAGACAAACCAAAUGACUACCUGUCAACUUCUUUACGGUAUAACUUCAACAGAAAUGUUUUCCAAAAAAUGAAAUCUUUCGCAAACAGAAAAGAGAUAUUAAACCCAUCUCAAUACUCAACACGCAAUUGUAUUGACAUCGUAAAUGCUAUUCAAACAAAUAUGGAAACACGCCUAUAUUCGUGUCGCGUCUACAAGGUAUACGCCUAAAAAAAGUUUUCGAUACAAUCUUUCUUGACAAACUUAACUAUUAUGGGUUUCGUGAAAUGAUAACCAAAUGGUUCUUGUCUUAUCUGCAAGACCGAACACAAACGACACAAAGUUGUUCUUAUAUAUCUGAAAGAGUCGUAACAACUUGCGGUUUUCAGAUCUGUAUUAGGCCCGUUGCGUAGCUUUGCUUUAUAGUGUAUAUUCAUGAGUCUUUCAUGAUAUUUGCAGCUGCUCAAAUAAUCGCAACGGUUAUCUUUUCGGUGAUGAUACUUAUAUUUUAUAUGCCGAUAAAAAUCGUAAAUGUUUAGAACAAGCAGUGAAUUGUGAACUACAAAACAUUUAACCAACUUAAAAAAGCCAAAUUUUGUCAAAUUCCGUCCCUUCAGAAAAAAACUAACAUUUCUGGUCCAUUAUGGAUAGAUACUUUUUUUUAAUGAGGGUUUCAUUUGAUACCCACAGACAAUAUACGCGUGGCAAUCAACAAAAAUUAAACUUCAACAAAUAAAUAAAUAAAAUAAAAUAAAAAGUAAAUAAUAUACAUAAUUUUAGAAAGUCCUGCUUUUGGUCAUGAAAGGUAUGUUUUAUAACGAGUAUUUUUGGCAGUGAGAGAAAUAAGAAAAUCCCCUUGGAUUGCAAGGAUUUUGUAAAAUACCUCGCAUUGUUGAUAUAUUAUAGCCUCUCCUGGAAAAACAUUUGGUAACCCCAGCCUUCACUGGCCGUUUUCUGAACAGUUUUGAAAGUCCUAUAUCGCCCGGUGUAGUAGCCUGUGAACAGGCUCUCUCGGUUUGGGGAAAAAAAUAGCAAGGAAAGUUCCCCGUUCGACCAAAGGCCUGUUCACAGGCUACCCGUGUAGGGAAAUCCGGAUCCCCGAAACUGGGAAAUUUUGGCUUGUGGAAUCCGGAAUCCUUGGUCCUAGAAUUCCUGAAUACUGCCCCAGGAGUCCGGUAUACCACUAAAGAUAAGAAUCCGGAAUCCAAGUUCUACUGACAAGAAUUAGGACACACUACCUGGGUCGGGAAUCCAUGGGAAGUUAGCGAACGACGCAACGUAGCUCGUGUAUUGUAACUUGAGAGAUGGUUGUAAAUAAAGUGUUUCAAUGCAUUUUUUGUUUGUUUGUUUAGAUGGGAGAUGGACAACACAUAUUGCAAGAAAAAGGUGCUAAGAACUCCACCAUACAAUUCUGGGCCGCGGCUUCUUGAUAUUAUGGACACAGCACUGUUUGAUUUUUUAAUAGGUUUGUAGGUUUUGUUAUUUUUGUGUUACCCUUGAACCGCUCGCCUGGUGUAGAAGCUCAAAAAGGCAUCAGGCGAAAUCGAGAAAGUAAAGGGGAAGUUCAGUACGACCGCUAGCUUUGAGCCUUUGCAGUGACUACAGAAAAUCCAACGAUUAAGGCUGGCAACUUGUAUUUCAAAACAGCUUCUACAGGUGACUUGUUAGCAAAGUUAACGUUUGCUUCAACGUACCUCACAGACUGAGCAGUAGAACUUCUUUAGUUGAUAAUUGCAAUACGGGGAAUUAAUUAUGCGGUACUUGCAAUUGGGAAAUUAAAUUAGCAGCUAGAUUGCCGUAUCUUUGACGGGCAUUUUUUCUAAGGACGAGGGGUGUAUAAUCAGUUUCGAGGCUGGUUGAAUUAUAGUAGGCAAGUUGUUAGGUAAAUAAAGCAAUUUAGAGUAAACAUUCCUCUAUCACCCCUCCCUAGGGAAUGGAGACAGACAUCAUUAUGAGACCUUUAGAGAUGAAGGGGAUAGCGGAAUGCUGUUACACCUUGAUAAUGCAAAGAGGUAACUAUUGGUUUCUAUUAAACAGUCCUUAGUCAGUCUUAAGUCAAUCCAUCCGUUCAUAUAUUAUACAGGGGCAUAGCGUCCAUUGGUGUCUUUACCCGUUUGAAGGGCAGACUUCUCGCCCUUUGCUUUCAACCUCAUUGAUGGCGUCUCUGUUUUACCGUUUUUACCGUAAACGUUGCACCUUACCGAUAGCACUAGAGAUGAAAAUUAAACAACUAAUUAUUGCAUUAGCCAUUUUUCUUUACUGAAAAUGCCCUGCGGAAAACGCCGGAAAUGGCAUUUCUGAGCCUCUAAAUUUGAAAAAUUUUCCGGAGGAGCAUGCCCCCCAGAUCCCCCUAGUUUGCAAUACCUUCGAGGGUGCAACCUUUCUUUCCGUGCGUACAACUUCAAAACCUCGCGCUACGCCCCUGUAUAUUUUAUGACAAAUUGUUAAGGGCCACAGUCCAAGUUCAAGCGAGGAAGGAAAAAUGUCGUCGCCUGUUCACCUCCUCACAUGAGAGUCGCAUUAGAGUUGUUGUUUUUCAAAGAAAAAAACAAUUUCCCUUUGCGGUACUAUUUUGACGUCGUGUGAUGAAUUAACAUUCUUUUUCCUCUAGCUUUGGUAACCCUUAUCACGAUGAAAUGUCUAUUCUUGCUCCAGUGUACCAAUGUUGCAAGUAAGCCAAUAAAAACGUUUUGACAUUUAUUUUAGAUUAUUUCGUUGCAGUUUGUAAAGAAUAGUUUAAAGCUGAUGGACCUUUGUUCAAGAAAAUAGUCAGGCUGGCUUUAAGCACUGCUUGUAUUAAUUCUUAUCUAACUUUUCAUCGUUAGGUCAUUUUUUACCGUACAUUACGCUGGGGUGUUUUUAUCAGAUAUAAAGACACUUAUUAAACAUUUUAAAUAAUUUCUUUUUUUCCUCUCUAUGAAUUAUUAAUGAGUUUCUAAAGCUCUCUAAACGACCAGCUCCAGUUACGACCGCUUCUUCGGAUUUCCGAGAUGGUAACUUACGAGGGCUUCGAUUUUAGUCCAGUUUAUGAGUUCGCUAUGACUCGCUGAGUAAAAACAGCGAAUGCGCAUUUUCAGGGCUAGCAUGUUAUCUGAAGUGGAGAUACUCACAAAUCCUGGCGAUACAAUGACUUGUUUAUUUUUCAUUUUCAAAUUUCAGACACCUUUCUGCUGCUAUUUGUGAAUAUUUUGCUUUGGGUCAAGGCUAACAUAGUAACGGUGUUUCAUAUGUGUUUGUAUUCAGCGGUAAUUUUUAAUUCGAAAAAGGACCACUCAAUUUAAUGGGUACCAAUCUCUUGAAUGUCUUAAUCGUCGCCCGUCAUGACCAUCUCUGAGGAAUUUAUGAAUCAUAAGCUUCUGAUUGUAGGACACACGUUUUUGUACGUUACGGGUAAAAAGACGUGAACGGAAUGGAAGGAGACUCGACCAAAGUGAAUUUCUUGUCAAAAUCUCUUGCGCAGUAUAAAGGGAAGGAGUAACCAUUUUCGUAGAAGUAAGGACAACCUCACGAAUUGUCAACCCUUAGCUAGCGCAGGAGUAAUUACUAUUAAUUAGGUGUCAACGUGACUGUUUUUGUCUUACAGAGUUCGAAAGUCAACAUGGAAUCGCUUUUUAUCGUUAAGCAGAGAGAGGACUCCUUUAAGUGAACUUUUGCGGCAAGCGACUAAAGAUGAUCCUGUGGCGCCAGUUCUCUCAGAACCUCAAUUUAAAGCUAUCGAUAGAAGACUGAAAAUAGCCAUGGACACGGUCAAAAAGUGCAUCAGGCAAAAUGGGGAAAGUGCAGUUUUGGUCGCUGAUCAAGUGGCAUAG